AUGUGGUGGACAAUCAUUCUUUAUACAUCAUUGCUAUACGUUUUUUAUCGUUUCAUCAACUACUGGAUCAUUAAACCGUGGCAAGUUCAACGAGAUUUCUGGAAUCAAGGUAUUCCUGGACGAUAUACACCAAUAGUUGGUGAUAUAUUACGUCAACGUCGAGCCUAUCUAGCCGAUAAGCCAUUCAGUUAUGUUGAAGAAGCAAGUGCUGAAUUUGGUGACUACUAUCAUACAUCGUUUGGUCCACUUCCUUGCUUGAAUAUAAGCGAUCCAGCACUUAUAGAAAGUGUUUUAAAGACAAAUAGUCAAUUCUAUCAUAAAUCCGAGCUUGCAAGAGCCAUUGCUUCAACAGUACUUGGUUAUGAAAAUAUUGUAUUGGCUGAAGAUGAAAAUCAUACAAGACAUCGACGAUUGGUUAAUCCUAUUUUUCAACAUCAGAAUACCAUCUCAAUGAUAUCAUCUAUGGUUGAUAUAAUAGCGACAUUUUUGAAAAAGUGGGAAAACGAAACAAACGACAAAACCUAUCCACUUAUAUUGGAUUUAUCGAAAGAGAUGUCCAAUCUAACAUUGGAUAUUAUUACCGGUUGUGUAUUCGGUAUUGAAACAAUGAAAAAUAGAUAUAUUCAUGACAAAAUCUAUCAAAGCGUUAAAAUAACCAUAGAGGAAAUAGAGAAACGAAUCUAUAAUAUGAUUAUUAUUAUUCCAAUACUUAAUCAAUUGCCAUUAUUAGGCAAAAGACGUAUUGCGAAGUGUAAAAAGGAUAUAAAGACCAUUGUUCUACAAAUGAUAGAUCAGCGAAAACAAGGUUUAACAAGAGCCAAUUGUAAAGGACCCGAUUUACUGGAUUUGCUGUUGGCAGCACAUGGUGAAGAUAAAGAACAAAAAUUUACCGAUGAAGAAGUUUCAGCUGAAGCGAUUACUUUUGUACUUGCGGGACAUGAGACAACGGCAACUUUAAUGACUUGGACUCUCCAUGAUCUUGUCACAAAUCCUGAUGUUUAUCAACAAUGCCAGAAUGAAAUCGAUUCAGUUAUGAGUGAGAAUACAGAAUUGACGGCAACGACUUUAUCCCUAUUGACAUAUACCGAAGCUGUUUUGAAAGAAACGUUACGAUAUCAUCAGCCUGCGCCUGUAUUGAUGAGAACUGCAAUUGCUGACAAUACUAUUGUGGCUAGCGAUGGUAAACGAAUUCGUAUCCGAAAAGGAAUAGAUAUUAUCAUGAAUCUGAACAUUAUAAAUAGCUCUGAAAAGUAUUGGCAUGAACCCAAUAGAUUCAAUCCGUCAAGAUUUCUUGAACGUUACCCAGACGUACUAUUUUCAUUUGGCCUUGGACCACGUAUAUGUAUUGGACAGAAUUUUGCUAUGCUAGAAUCUAAAAUUAUGAUGGCGAUACUUUUACAUCGUUUUCGUUUUGAAUUGGUACCCGGUCAAAAGCUUGUGCUGGGAACAGCAGGAACAAUCAGACCUAGAUAUGGCUUAUCGAUGCGAGUCUGGCCACGAUAA
Rotaria socialis is the source of this 1503-nucleotide messenger RNA. The record is from the annotation of a GenBank genome assembly. NCBI's taxonomy places the organism in Eukaryota, Metazoa, Rotifera, Eurotatoria, Philodinida, Philodinidae.